Molecule: messenger RNA, 3363 nt
Organism: Ananas comosus (pineapple)
Lineage: Eukaryota; Viridiplantae; Streptophyta; Magnoliopsida; Poales; Bromeliaceae
Exons: 3
Coding region: 1-3363 (1120 amino acids)
Biological process (GO): telomere maintenance; DNA repair
Molecular function (GO): DNA helicase activity
Source: RefSeq, a predicted model, not a curated record
AUGGGUUCUCUUCUUCCAGCUGAUGGACAUCGUCCUAAAUUUGCUCAACUUUAUAUUUAUGAUACUGAGAAUGAGAUCUCCAAUAGAAUACGAGCACUUGGCAUUGACGAUGGCAUUGAGAAAAUUAGUAGGAACAUUGUGACUGAUUUAAUUAAAAUGUUUGAUGACCAGAAUACAAUUGUUAAAGCAUUUAGAAUGGCACGAGAUCGUUUUGUACAUAAUGAUUUUAUGCCCAUGAGGUUGCGAUUAAUUGGAGCACGUGGGGAAGUCUUGCAGCAAUAUAAUUCUCCUUCUUGCGCUGAAAUUGCUGGUCUGAUAGUUGGUGACUUAGGCAGUGUAGAUCGGCAACGUGAUAUUAUUGUUGAGCAUAAAACAGAAGGCUUAAAACGUAUUAGUGAUUUGCAUCCUUCUUUUAUGGCUAUGCAAUAUCCUAUUUUAUUUCCCUAUGGUGAAGAUGGUUUUAGGCUUGGCAUACGAUGCAGGCAGACAUCCCGCAGGAAAACAAAUUCUCGGCAAUGUGUUACAAUGCGUGAGUUCUAUGCUUAUCGAAUCCAAAAUAGAUUAAGGGAAGGGAAGACGUUGGUACGUGGAGGAAGACUUUUUCAGCAAUAUAUUGUUGAUGCUUUCGCCUGUAUUGAAGAAGAAAGACUGCAAUACAUUAGAAGAAAUCAGGCGAAUCUUAGAACUGAAAUAUAUAAGGGUAUUAGAGAUGCUGUUGUUGAAGGAGAUGUAGAUGGUAAUGCUAUUGGUAAGCGAAUUAUAUUGCCUUCGAGUUUUACUGCGGGUCCUCGCUAUAUGGUUCAAAAUUAUCAAGAUGCCAUUGCUAUCUGCAGGCACUCAGGGCCUCCCGAUUUAUUCAUAACAUUUACCUGCAAUGCACAAUGGCCUGAAAUUAGAGAUGCCCUGGAAUUUAUUAAUGGCCAAAAAGGUGAAGAUCGGCCUGAUAUUAUUAGCAGGGUAUUUAAGCUGAAAUUGGAAGUUUUAAUGGAUGAUAUUAAAAAGAACCAAUAUUUCGGUAAAUCAGUGGCUGAGUUAUAUACCGUUGAGUUUCAAAAGAGGGGCCUUCCUCACGUUCACAUGCUGAUAUGGUUACAUGCAGACCAUAAAUAUCUUACAACCUCAGAGAUAAAUUCAAUUAUUUCUGCAGAAAUACCUGAUCAAAUUAAUAAUCCAAUCGGAUAUGCAUCGGUUGCUAAAUUUAUGAUACAUGGUCCAUGUGGAUUAGCUAAACCAGGAGCCCCAUGUAUGAUAAAAGGUCGCUGCUCAAAACAUUUUCCGAAAGAAUAUAUAAAUGAAACGGUUAUAUCUGAGGAUGGAUUUCCUAUUUACAGGAGAAGAAAUAGCCAUCUUCGUGUAUUGAAAGCUGGUAUUGAACUUGACAAUAGAUUUGUUGUUCCUCACAACUUGCAAUUGGUUAUUAAAUAUCAGGCUCAUAUUAAUGUUGAGUGGUGUAAUAAGUCAAGGCUAAUAAAAUACUUAUUCAAGUACAUCAAUAAAGGCCCAGAUAGAUCUGCAGUGGUUUUAGAAAAUAAUGUCCAUUAUACUGAUGGAACUCCUGGAAAGCAAUACAAAAAUAUUGAUGAAAUCAAGCAAUAUUUAGAUUGUAGAUAUUUAUCAGCAUAUGAGGCGAUUUGGAGAUUGUUCCAAUUUGAUAUCCACUUUAGGCAUCCAUCCGUCGAGCGUUUAUCUGUUCACCUACCGAUGAUGAAUAACAUAACAUAUCAUGGUGCUCAAAAUUUAAUUAAUGUCCUCAAUCGUCCGAAUGUUGAGAAAACAAUGUUUACGGAAUGGAUGCAUACCAAUCUCAAUUAUAAUAAUGCUCGACAAUUAACAUAUGCUGAAUUCCCAACUGAAUGGGUUUGGCAUUCAAGUGAUAAAUUUUGGUCGAGACGAAAACAAGGAUACCGUAUCGGCAGAAUAGUUUACAUUCAUCCGAAUGCAGGAGAGCUAUACUUUUUACGCAUGCUUUUAAAUAUAGUUAGAGGACCAAGAAGUUAUGCAGAGAUUAGAACUGUACACGGUGUCGUACAUGAAACGUUUCGUGCUGCAUGCGAUGCCCUCGGUUUACUCGGUGAUGAUAAAGAAUGGAGAGAGGCAUUUGGAGAGGCUUCACAGUGGUCAGGCUCAGUUGAACUCAGACAAUUAUUUGCAACAUUAGUGAUUUACUGUGAAGUAGCAGAUCCACUUAAAUUAUGGAAUGAAUAUUGGGAAUUAAUGACAGAUGAUAUAUUAUAUAGGCUAAAGCGUGUUUUGGGUGUAGAAAAUCUCCGAAUACCUCAACUUGAACUUCAAAACCAUGUCCUAUUUGAGUUGGAAGUUAUAUUCAACAAAAAUGGUAGUUCGCUUACACAAUAUAAUCUGCCGAUUCCAAAUAGGUUGAUUGUUGACGGAUUAAAUAAUAAAUUGCUCGCGGAAGAAUUGGAUUACAAUAGAACCGAAUUAUUACAGGAAUAUUCAGAACUCUUUGAUGGAUUAAAUAGUGAGCAGAAAAUCAUAUAUGAUGCAGUCCUACAUUCUGUAUAUCAAAAUAUCGGAGAUCUUAUAUUUGUUUAUGGUCAUGGUGGGACGGGCAAAACAUACCUUUGGAAAACUAUAAUUGCAAAAUUACGUUCUGAAGGAAGAAUAGUUUUAGCUGUUGCUUCCUCAGGUAUUGCAUCACUCUUAUUGCCCGGGGGAAGGACUGCCCAUUCAAGAUUCAAAAUUCCUAUCAAACUUGAUGAUUGUUCUGUUUGUGAAAUUAAGAAAGGCACGCACCUUGCAAAUUUAAUUGCACAAGCUUCUUUAAUUAUUUGGGACGAGGCUCCAAUGAAUCAUAAAAAUUGUUUUGAAGCUUUAGAUAAAUCCCUAAAAGAUAUUAUGGUGACAGAUGAACCAAAUAUUUGUAGUAAAUUGUUUGGAGGAAAAACUAUUAUUUUGGGUGGAGACUUUAGGCAAAUUCUUCCAGUUGUCGUUGGCGGAACUAAGCAAGAUAUUUUAAGCGCGUCGCUUACAAGAUCAUACAUAUGGAGUAAGUGUAAAAUCUUCCGACUUUCUACGAACAUGAGAUUACUGCGGGGCUCAAUAGAUGGCACAAUGGACACUUCUUUAUUAGAAUUUAGUCAAUGGGUUCUUGAUGUUGGUGAUGGCAAAAUAAAUGCUGUGAAAUUAGAAGGUGAAGAAGAACCAACUUGGAUCAAAAUUCCUGACGACCUGCUGAUAAAAGUUAGCAAAAAUGGUAUCGAAACGAUAGUUUCAGAUAUAUAUGAUCAUAUUGAGGAAAACUACAAUGACCCUAAUUAUCUGCGAGAUAGAGCUAUCAUUACACCUAGGAAUGAAGGUGUCGAUGAGAGGAGAAUAAUUUACUUUAUCCGGUGGAAUUUCUAA